GUAUAAAGUGCUGACUUGGAGAAAAAGAAAAAGAAAAAAAAGCCGGGCUAGCUAAUGGAGCAAUUUCUAAUGUGCUAGCACGGGUGCUAAUGCCUGAUACGGCUAACGUUAUAGCUAGCGUGCGGUAUGCAAUUGAGUUAGAAAAUACUAACCGGCUGUGUUUCACUAGAGUCCAGGGAAGACCUAUCUGCUCUCAUCGAGGUGUUAGAUUCCACUAAAGUUAAUAUAGAAGGAGUUCUGUGAGUUAAAGCUUUUGGAUCGUGCUCUUUGACUGCAUUGCAGAGGUUCAGGGACAGAAAACCACAACUACUCUGGUGAUUUGCUCCACUAUGUCAGUUUGCUGGUAAUCUAAUGCUGUGAAGAUCCUGAGCAGCCUGUCCUGAAUGGCUGUGUGCAGAGGGGGUGUCUCGUUUUGGGUAGGUUGCAUCAGGAGUCACGGCUGCCAGCCGCUGAUAAAGAAGCAGAACUGGAACGUAUGGCAGGUGGUGUUAAAUGCCCCUUGUCGAUCUCUGAGCAGUGGAUCAUGGGUCUUGGCUCCUCCAAACAGCCUACAUUAUCAAUCCGUCCAGAAACUGUCCCCGCCUAACCCAUUCCAUCAUGUGUCCCAGCCAAGAGAACAAACUCCAGAAGAAGACUGGGAGGAGACACUUGGCAUGUGCGUCCUGCUCAAACCCAGGGAAGCAGUUGAUCAGCAUACGCUGGUGGAGGUUCCCCUGUUCGGACAAAUCAAGCUGAGUGAGCUCCUGGCGUUAGGAGCCAACCGGCCCAUUGACUUUUCUUUCCCUUUAACCACAGUUGAUGGAAGAAGAGAAGAUGAUAUUAGCGUUACUGCAAAGUCAAGGACUGAGCAAAACCCGGAUCUGGAGCAGAGUUCAUUUCGGAGUUUGUUCCAAGCUGAAGGAUGCCCCGCGCCUUUCAUGUUGGGAUCAUGCUUUUAUUGCUUCCACUGUCCUGGAACAGCACCUGUAGCUGAGGCUGGAGAUAAGCUGAGAAUUGGACAUGUCUUCUUUCCACGUUCUUUUAGCGCUCUCAGCAGUGAUACAGAGACAGUAAGCAUGGACAGAGGGUCGAGUGAGAAGGACAAUGAGAAUGAGGAGAAACUGGCACUGAUGUAUGAAAAGCUUAGGAUUGAGCUCCCCAGGUUUUUUCUGAAGAAUCAUGACUACAGCAUGUAUUCAAACAACAUGGAAUUCAUCAAUGACCUCCUCAACAUGAAAACCAGAGGCCGUGUAGCGUAUCAGCUGACCCUGGCGCUGUGGCGACUCAUGUGCCUGUGCUAUUAUGCGGACGCGCGGCUGGAAGUGCUGAAGCUGACCAAGCACCCAGAAGAUGGCUCCAUCAAAGCACGCUGGAGGGUCAAGGGUUUGCCUUUUCACACUCUUCUCCUUCGCUUCUACAAGAAAGAUAAAAGCCAGUUUUACAGAACUUUCGAUGCAUUCUCUACCUUCUAUCUGGGCUCGGACGGACUCAUACAUUGUCAUAAAGUUGAAAAGGUUAUGCAGGCUCAACCACCUGUGCUGCCCAAAGUGACAUCACUGCUAGCGGGCGCUCUGGUGGCUCUGGGGCUCCAAGAAGACCGGCCGGCUCUUAAUCUUCUCCCAAUGUUCCUCUCCUCCUUCAGACAGGCUCAGGAUUAAAGAGAAAGACAUGGCACUGCACAUAGACGUGUGUGUGUGUGUGUGUGGGGGUAAAGAGAGAAAUGUUUAUGUCGACGAUGAGAAGGACUAGUUCCCAUUCUCGUAGAGAAGAACGAUAGAUUCGGAGAAGUGCGAUGGUCCUAAUGACGGAUGAGAACAGCGGUAUCAAAACAGGAGAUGAAAACAGUCCUACUUGUCCAUUCGCUCUCUUAACUGUUGAAUAUUAAGUGAUACUGUACCAUAUGGCAUCCUAAAGUAAGCUGAUGCAGGAUUCGCUACACCAUUUUACUUCCAUCGUGUUUUACUGUGCUGCUACCACGAAGAAAGGAACAUGUAUAUGGUAGAAUAGAUCUGUAGCAAAUCCCUCAAACAUAUCACCUUAACAGAAGCAGUGACCAUAAAAAAACAAAACAACUAAAGCCUAAGCCACUUCAUUACAUACUGUUUACCUGUCUUAAACACAGUCCUGUGGAGAUUUCUAGCAGGAAUAUGUUCAGAGUAUUGCAUUUCAAGUGCAGACCAAUUGCUUUGAGCUGAAAGGGGGUUCUAUAUCAAACUGUUGUGUCAAUGCAAUGUCUUUUUUUUUUGCACUUGCCUAUCAGAUUACAAAAAACUAGUCUGGUUGUUGGUUGAGGAGCAGAUGGAGGAGCGAUUAUCCUCAGUGACCUCAUGACGUAUUCCACAGUGUGAGAGUUUUGUUUUGAUGCACAAUUAAAACAAGUCAGCACAGAUAUGCUUGCUUAGGGCAGGUACAUGUCUCUUAGUACACAUAAUUGCUCCUAGUUGCCUGUUCUACAUAAGCUGAUUGUCACAGAGCAUAAAGCGCAGACCGGUGUAAGGGUUCGGGUACAAUCAUUUAGGAACAACAUUUGGUGAACGUUGAAUUCUUAAGGAGUCUUCAGUGUCGGUGCUUUGAAACGGUCAGUUUCCACGAUGGGAAAGUCUUCAGAACAGAAGAUGCUGCAGUGUUCUAGUUAAAUACAACUAUUAAUGGAUAAAAGGCUCUUUAAUUGAUAAUUAAUGUAAUAAUUGCUGCGGAUGUUAAGGAUGUAUAACCGUAAUGUUCCUUUCCAUCAGACCUCAUCAAACUAUCUGGUCGUUGAUUUAGUUUCCUAUAACAGCAGGUCAAAGCGUUUUAUUACUUUAGUUUCAUAUAUUUGCUGACUGAGUAAUGUUGACCUCAUCCUAGACUACAGUUAGUCCCUCAGUGUGGUUCUUUGAAGCCUUUUGACCAAUUCUCUUACAUUAGCAUAGUUGUCAAAGCUUACUAGAUUUUCCUGGAUAAUAUCUAUUCGUAAGAACUCACUGCAUCUUCUUAUGUCUGAACGGCUGGCUGGACAUCUGUGGUAUGAGGAGACAGCAAUGCCACUGGAGACUCCUUUUGAGUAACUAUAUACCUACAAAGUGCAUCUGUAUGUUAGGUUAGCAUGAUAAAAUGGCAGUGAGGUAAACUCUUGGAAGAGACACAAACCCCUUUGCACUCAUGCGUUGCUUGUAAACUGCUCUUUUAGUGAUACAACAGAAAAUCAGUGACGGGAAAAGGGCGAGUCCAUAGUUAUGAAUGAAACACAGCCAUGGCCUUUAUACUGUAUCUGUUCUUGCUUUUCUAUAUCCUAAUCAAUACAACAUGAGCCGACUGAUUCCAGAUCAUUUCCAAACCGGGUCCAGAAUUACAGAUCGGACAAAAGUUUGUGGACACCUGAUCGCCACACCCAUGUGCUUGUGAACAUCUAAUUCCAGACAUUAUUCCCUUUUUACCGUUAUUACAAUCUCCACAAUUCUGGGAAGGCUUUUUCGACUAGAUGUUUUAGAGUAGCUGUGGUGAUCAUUCAGCUACGAGAGCGUUAGUCAGAUCAGUUCACUCAAACCUUUGGCCAUAUAUUGUAGCUCAUAACAACUCCAUAACAAAGGUGAUGAGGAAAAGUGUAAGAUUUUUCUCCUGUAUAAUAUUCAGUGUUAUAUCCAGAGCACCAAGUUUGUUUAUUUUCACAAUAAGCGCAGAUUCAAUUUCCGGAAAAAAACAAAACAAAACCCCUAUGUCCUGCUGGCACUUUAAAAUAAAUUUAGCUUGAUGAAGAAUUGUGCAGACAAGUUAACCAAUAAUCCCACGAAAAUCAACAGGAAUAUUGAAUCCGUUGUCUGAUGCUGUAAUGCUUAUUUAUUUUCUUCAUGUUAUGAUUUGUCAGUAACUCAAAUUCUGGUAUGGAAACGUGGAUAAUAAAGUGAACAGGCGGCUGUUUUAACAUCUGA
Messenger RNA from Hemibagrus wyckioides, 3887 nucleotides. RefSeq names its product linkage group 12 C6orf136 homolog (gene lg12h6orf136). NCBI's taxonomy places the organism in Eukaryota, Metazoa, Chordata, Actinopteri, Siluriformes, Bagridae. Bases 384 to 1637 code for a protein of 417 amino acids. The transcript has 7 exons. The record is from RefSeq and is a predicted model, not a curated record.